AUGCAAAUAUCCCCGUCAUCCCACCCAAUCGUCCAAGGAAACGUCGUAGUCGAUCCACAAUCGCUCCCCGGGCAAUCGCUUCCGUACGACAAAGCCUCGACCGCUGCCAUUGUGGAUAUUCGAACUUCUGUUAUGGCAUGGAGAUGUCAAAUUCAUCGAAGCUGUGUGGUACUCGGCAUGAGAGCAGUCUGA
Messenger RNA from Sclerotinia sclerotiorum 1980 UF-70, 192 nucleotides. RefSeq lists its product with no specific name. Lineage: Eukaryota; Fungi; Ascomycota; Leotiomycetes; Helotiales; Sclerotiniaceae. The record is from RefSeq and is a predicted model, not a curated record. The coding region runs from base 1 to 192 and encodes 63 amino acids. The transcript has a single exon.